AUGCGCACAGCUCCAUAUGGCUCCAAGAUGGCUGACACAGCGUCCGGGGGCUCCAGCACGAGGGGCAGCAAGCAGGCCGGCACCCCCGCUGACAAUUACCAGCUGGCGCGGCGCCGCACGCUGCAGGUCGUGGUGAGCUCGCUGCUGACCGAGGCCGGCUUCGAGAGCGCCGAGAAGGCGGCGGUGGAGACGCUCACCGAGAUGAUCCAGAGCUACAUCUCAGAGAUCGGCAGGAGCGCCAAAUCCUACUGCGAGCACACGGCCAGGACCCAGCCCACGCUCUCGGACAUCGUGGUCACCCUGGUGGAGAUGGGCUUCAACGUGGAAACCCUUCCAGCCUACGCCAAGCGUUCCCAGAGGAUGGUGAUCACUGCCCCUCCAGUGACAAACCAGCCCGUGACCCCCAAGGCCCUGACAGCCGGGCAGAACAAACCUCACCCACCCCACAUUCCUGGCCACUUCCCAGAGUUCCCAGAUCCUCACACCUACAUCAAGACACCAACGUACCGCGAGCCCGUGUGCGAUUACCAGGUGCUGCGCGAGAAGGCGGCGUCGCAGCGCCGGGACGUGGAGAGGGCCCUCACCCGCUUCAUGGCCAAGACUGGCGAGACCCAGAGCCUCUUCAAGGACGAUGUCAGCACCUUCCCACUGAUUGCUGCCAGGCCCUUCACCGUGCCCUACCUGACGGCGCUGCUGCCCUCGGAGCUGGAGAUGCAGCAGAUGGAGGAGACGGAUUCCUCGGAGCAGGACGAGCAGACGGACACCGAGAACCUCCCGCUGCACAUGAGCACGGACGACGCAGGGCCCGAGAAGGAGAACAGCUCCGUGCUGCAGCAGAGCAGCUCCCUGGCAGGCAGCAGGAACGGGGAGGAGAACGUCAUCGACAACCCCUACCUGAGGCCCGUCAAGAAACCCAAAAUCCGCAGGAAGAAGUGAGGGGGGACGUUCCCAAAAUUCCCCCGGGGAGCUGCCCCGGGGCUCAGGAGAGGCUGCCCAGCUGAGGAGGGGUCUCUGGGCCCCACUCCCACCCUGCUCUCCCUCUGCUCACUGCGGCGCUCCACCUGGGAA
Molecule: messenger RNA, 1068 nt
Organism: Melozone crissalis (California towhee)
Lineage: Eukaryota; Metazoa; Chordata; Aves; Passeriformes; Passerellidae
Gene: TAF8
Product: TATA-box binding protein associated factor 8
Exons: 8
Coding region: 1-936 (311 amino acids)
Biological process (GO): transcription initiation at RNA polymerase II promoter
Cellular component (GO): transcription factor TFIID complex
Molecular function (GO): protein heterodimerization activity
Source: RefSeq, a predicted model, not a curated record